AAGACAAAUGCCCAAGGCAAAGAUCCAAUAGCAACCGGACUGAUUAAAAAUUUGUUAUCAGUUCAAAACGACACGACAUUCGUGUACAUUGUAGAAUCAGAGUUCGACUUGAAUUUUUAACUCAACUGUUAAAACUGAGCUAACGUCAAAACCCUAGAAACUGUUGAAUGCAAAGAUGAUGAGGUUUCCGACAGUUUUAACGGCUGCCGUCGUAUUUUCCUUCCUAAUUACAGAGACCGUCGGGAUUAGAUUCGUAAUCGACAGAGAAGAAUGUCUAUCCCAUAAUGUUGAAUACGAAGGUGAUACAGUUCAUGUCUCUUUCGUUGUAAUUAAGGCCGAAUCAACAUGGCAUUUCGCUGAAGAGGGUGUUGAUCUCGUGAUAAAAGGUCCGGGUGGAGAGGAAGUACACAGUAUGUACGAUAGAACUAGCGAAAAAUACGAGUUUAUGGCUCAAAAAAAAGGUUUAUACCAUUUUUGCUUCACAAACAAGUCUCCAUAUCACGAGACAGUAGACUUUGAUGUACAAGUUGGUCAUUUCGCAUACUAUGAUCAACACGCAAAAGACGAGCAUUUCAAGCCGUUGUUUGAUCAAAUAGCGAGAUUGGAAGAAGCGCUUUACAAUAUUCAGUUUGAACAACACUGGUUACAGGCUGAGAAUGAUCGUCAGGCAGUUGUAAAUGAGAAAAUGGGUAGAAGAGCAGUCCACAAGGCACUGAUUGAAUCAGCAGCAUUGAUUGGGGCUAGUGUUCUCCAGGUUUAUCUCCUGCAACGUUUGUUUGAACGAAAGCUUGGGACAUCUAGAGUUUGAAAACAUGAAGGUGAUUCGUAACUUGUAUUUGGGUUUAUGUAGGCCAAAUGUAUCUUUUUUAAAUGGCCUUUUAAACAUUAUUUUUUCUUAUUUGAGUUAUAGCCAUUUUACUUCAUUGCCCGUUUCUAUUUUCUAGUCGGAUUAAAAAGGUUUAGCAUUGGGUUUUAAUUUAAUUAUUUUGAUUUGUCUAUCCAAAAUUUUAUGAAACGACUAUAGAUUAUUAUAUUAAUUGUAUAUCAUUUUUAA
Lactuca sativa (garden lettuce) is the source of this 1054-nucleotide messenger RNA. Its product is annotated as transmembrane emp24 domain-containing protein p24beta2. The record is from RefSeq and is a predicted model, not a curated record. NCBI's taxonomy places the organism in Eukaryota, Viridiplantae, Streptophyta, Magnoliopsida, Asterales, Asteraceae.